AUGUCGGUCACAAAACUCGAGCUUCGCACGGCGCUUGGUCCGGUAUACCGGGAUGUACUUCCUUAUCCACCACGGGACUGUACACCGGACGAGAUCCCGGUCAUCGACCUCAAACCUAUGUUUUCUAGUGAAAUAUCAGAGCGCAAGAAAGUCAGUUCAGCCAUCAAGGCCGCCGCCAUCAAUAACGGCUUCUUCUAUGUCAAGAAUCACGGCAUAUCGCCUGAAAUCAUCGCGCAAUGCAAAUCACAAGUCGUCAAUUUCAUGCGACAGCCACUAGAAACAAAGGACCAGAUUAGGUCGCAUAAGUACAGCAAGUAUUUCAACGGCUACUUAGGCAGGCGAAGGGCCCAGAUAUCGCCCAGCGAGACAGCCGAUGUGCGCGAAUCGUUCACCUUCCGCUACUCCCCUGAACUUGAUCCUGACCACCCUCAAGACAUAUCAGACAUCCCUGCUGAGGUCCGCCCGUGGAUUCGAGGGGAGGAUUUCGUAUGGGAGGGCACAAAUCAUCUGCCUGGUUUCAAAAAGGACUUGGUAGCGUACUGGAGUGGGUGCCUUGGGCUGGCGAGAAGAUUGGUACAAAUGUUUGCGCUGUCGCUUGACCUUGAGGAGGACUAUUGGGAUGAGAAAGUGACAUACCCCGGAGCUGACGGCGUAUUCAAUUACUAUCCCACCAGGACUCAGGAAGAAGUUCAGCAAGAGUUUGUCGGUCUAGGUAGCCACACCGACCUACAACUGUUUACACUGCUCUGGCAGGACAGUAUAGGCGGAUUGCAAGUAUUGACUCGCGAGGGCCAAUGGAUCAAGGCGCCGCCAAUUGAUGGGACGCUCGUCGUAAACAUUGGUGAUUAUAUGAUGCGCCUUUGUAACGACAUCUACAAGUCCACCGUCCAUCGCGUCACCAAUGAGUCAACCCAGGAACGAGUGUCAAUGCCCUUCUUCUUCGGCUUGAACUUCAAUUGCGUCGAAGGGGUCGUUCCUUCAUGUACCUCGGAAUCGAACCCGGCGAAAUACGAGCCGAUAUCUUGCGGUGAUUGGUGUCAGAUGAGAUUCAAGAUGGAAAAUGAGGAGUUUGUGAAGAACGAGGCGAAACGGUCGAUGGCUCCUAGCGCUGUCGUUGUAGCUGGGUAAUAGCGAUAUAUUCCUAUGGUUUGAUGUUUUCCCCCAUGCUCAAAUGAUCGUUAUAAGACCUUCUGGAUGAGUUCAAGCACAUCAAAGAAGGCCUCUCGAUC
Messenger RNA from Xylaria bambusicola, 1229 nucleotides. RefSeq lists its product as uncharacterized. The record is from RefSeq and is a predicted model, not a curated record. The transcript is spliced from 5 exons. Lineage: Eukaryota; Fungi; Ascomycota; Sordariomycetes; Xylariales; Xylariaceae. The coding region runs from base 1 to 1128 and encodes 375 amino acids.